UUCUCCUUGGAUAAGAGAAGUAUCAGAAGCCUUUCACUUCCACUGAUCCAUCCUUCUAAUAUUCCCAUAACCAUCUCACAAACUCACUCCUCAUCUCCAAGCCCCUCCGACCAAUGGCGGCGACAAUGGCAACAUCAGCCACAUGCAUGUCCCUAAACCCAUCUCCUCCUAAGUCCCCAAACCAAAGCAAAUCCAUCUCCUCAUCAAAACCCUUCAUCACCCUCCCAACCCCACCAAAACCCACCGUCUCUCUCGCCGUCACAAGCACCUCCCUCGCCGGCGCCGUCUUCUCCACCCUCAGCUGCUCCGAACCCGCUUUCGCCGCCCACCAGAUCGCCGAGCUCGCGGCGGCAGCGGCAGCAGGAGGUAACGACAACCGUGGACUAGCUCUACUCCUCCCGAUCGUCCCGGCGAUCGGAUGGGUGCUCUUCAACAUUCUCCAGCCGGCUCUCAACCAGAUCAACAAGAUGCGCGAGAGCAAAGGAGUCGUCGUGGGUCUUGGCAUCGGCGGUGGUCUCGCUGCGUCAGGGCUUUUGACUAUGCCGCCGGAGGCCUCGGCUAGUGUGGUUAACGAGAUGGCGGCGGUGGCGGAAGCGGCGGCGAAAGGGGGAGACAACAGGGGACAGUUGCUGUUGUUCGUGGUUGCACCGGCUCUGCUUUGGGUUCUUUACAAUAUAUUGCAGCCUGCUUUGAACCAACUCAAUAAAAUGAGCUAAUCGACCCUAGAAUGAAUUACUUGCAAGUCGGAAUUCAUGUGUUGGUCAUAACUUUUUUUGGGAAACAGAAUAAGAAUGUGGUACUCCUGCUAUUAACAACUUGCAAUACAAGAAAUCAUAGUGUGUUCGUAUUUUUGGAUCGUAUUGCGCGUCUUGCAAAGUGACACCAUAAAGACUACAAUCGCAUUUGUUUGCAUUUGUAGAACGAAGUAACUUAACAAAUAUUCAAGGUUGGAUCAUGUUUCAUAUCAAACCUUAAUUAAACCUAUUGUUUUUCCAUAA
Molecule: messenger RNA, 998 nt
Organism: Brassica napus (rape)
Lineage: Eukaryota; Viridiplantae; Streptophyta; Magnoliopsida; Brassicales; Brassicaceae
Product: photosystem II core complex proteins psbY, chloroplastic-like
Exons: 2
Coding region: 114-716 (200 amino acids)
Biological process (GO): cell redox homeostasis; photosynthesis
Cellular component (GO): chloroplast thylakoid; membrane; photosystem II
Molecular function (GO): manganese ion binding
Source: RefSeq, a predicted model, not a curated record